CACCUCUCCUCUCUCCUCUCCCCCUCCCCCGCAAGCAGCCGCAAGCCGCCGAGGCCGACGGCGACGGGAGCCCCCCAAUCCCCAAAUCCUGCGGCGCGGGGCCUCAAAUUCGGCGCCGCGCAGCAGCCUCGGUCCGGCUUAUGGAUCCAGAUGUUCUCGUGGGCCCGUAGCAAGCAGUCCUCGCCCGCCUCCUCCUCCGGCCGCCGCGGCGGGGACGCCGCCGCCGCCAUGGACUCCGGAAGCAGCCGCCGCAGCGGCGGGGGGAGCGGGCACGGCAGCGGCAGCGGGAGCGGGAGCCGCGGACGCAGCCCGCGGCUGGAGCGGCGCAACGCGGCGAAGCACAUCGACUACGAGGCGGGCGCGGCGGCGACGACGUCCGUGUCCGCCUCGUGGUCGACCUCGUCGUCGGAGCGCUCGCCGGGGACGCGGCCGACGCGCUCGCUCGACCUCGCGACCAGGGGCGGCGGCGCGGACUUCCGCAUCAACGGCAGCGCGGAGGGGGAAGUCGACGAGCUCUGCCGCAGCCUGGGGCUGUCGGGCCCGGAGGACUUCGCCAUCCCCGUCGCCGCCUGGGAGGCCCGCAAGGCGCGCUCCAGCUCCGACCUCCUCGCCCGCCCCCGCCCGGACCCGGACUCGUCGGCUCCUCCCGCGGAGGAGCCCGCCCCCGUCGUCCGCACCGUCUCCGCCCCCGAGGUCCCGUGGCCCGCGCCUCACUCCUUCCCCGACCCCAUUCCCGAGGAGUCCAUCCACUCCUCCUCCGCUUCCACCGCCACUGCCACUGGCUCGGUGGACGAACCCAUCAUCGCGGCGCCGGAGGAAUCCCCCAAAGCUACCCGUGCGGUUGCUGUUGCGGCGCCCGUCGCGGCCUUGUCACUUCCCUCGCCGAGAAGGGGCGGCGGCGAGGUCGGGAUCCGGGGCGUCCGGCCGCCAGUGCUCUCCCCGCCUCCGCCGAUCACGGGACUUGCACCGCCACCGGCGAGGCAGUCGUCUGUGGCUGAGAUCAUGAGCGGAUCGGCCUGGGACAUUGUGAACUCGUUCGCUCCCACUGAGGCGAAUAGUGGACUGAGAAUGGCCUAUGAACAUGUUGAAACAUCUCGCAUGUCAGACACAGAGGAGGAUAAUCCUGAGGAGAACGAUGAAGGAUUGACAGGGCUUGAGGGGGAGCUUAAAGGGUGGAGGGUAGGGGAGACCUUUGAAGGGUUCACAGGGACAUCCUCAUUGUCGACAACGAAUGAUGAUGAUGCAUCUAGCACGAAUACAGAGGCUGUGUUCGUCAUCUCGCCGAAUGGCAAGUUCAAGCGGAACAUCAAGUCAUGGAUGCGUGGUGCACUUCUGGGAAGUGGCUCAUUCGGGAUGGUGUAUGAGGGGAUCAGUGAUGAAGGUGCGUUCUUUGCUGUUAAGGAAGUAUCUUUGCUUGACCAAGGAAGCAAUGCACAGCAAUCUAUUCUUUCACUUGAACAGGAAAUCGCUCUCCUUAGUCAGUUUGAACAUGAAAAUAUAGUCCAGUAUUAUGGAACUGACAAGGAAGAAUCAAAACUCUACAUUUUUAUUGAGCUUGUUACACAAGGUUCUCUUUCAUCCCUCUAUCAGAAGUAUAAACUGCGAGACUCACAAGUUUCUGCGUACACAAGGCAGAUUCUCAAUGGAUUGGUUUAUCUCCAUGAAAGGAAUGUGGUCCACAGAGAUAUCAAAUGCGCCAAUAUAUUGGUUCAUGCAAAUGGAUCGGUAAAACUUGCAGAUUUUGGUUUGGCAAAGGAGAUGUCUAAAAUUAAUAUGCUGAGAUCAUGCAAAGGAAGUGUUUAUUGGAUGGCACCUGAGGUUGUUAAUCCUAGAAAAACAUAUGGGCCUGCAGCUGAUAUGUGGAGCUUGGGCUGCACUGUGUUGGAAAUGCUAACCCGCCAAAUACCAUAUCCUAAUGUCGAGUGGACAAAUGCUUUCUUUAUGAUUGGCAAAGGAGAACAACCUCCCAUUCCCAGCUACCUGUCAGCAGAAGCUCAAGAUUUCAUACGCCAGUGUGUACGAGUCGAUCCAGACGAGCGACCUUCCGCAUCACAACUUUUGGCGCACCCAUUUGUUAACAGGCCACUUCGAGCUUCUUUUGAUUCUUUGUCUCCUCCGAUCAAUAGACCGUAUGGAUUUCAGCUGUUCCCGCACGUACUCGAGGCCUUUGACAGCCAGGCUAUCUGCGGACACCCGGCCCCGGCCCUGGCCCUGCCCCGGAAAUCAAAACCUCCUCUCGGCGCCGGCACGUUGCACACACGCCUGGCUUUGGCUCUGGCUGGCCGCACGCACGGCAAGCCGAGCGAAAUCCCAGCGGUGGGUGGGCGCACGCAUCACGCGCGCAGGGAUGUCAACAGAAAAGGCUCUGGCUUAUUCCGGCGCAGGACGCGACACGCGGUCGCCGCAUGCCCCCGCACCCCACACCCGCCCUGCAUCAUCAGCGUGCACUCCACCACCGCCGAAGCAACUAGUAGCAGCCAGACCCGGGCCUCGGAGCCGAGCCGAGCCUGCCUGCCUGGCCUGCGCGGCGCCCGAGGGCCCCGAGGGACGCGCCGCGCCAUCGCCGUCGCCAUGAGGAGGGCGCAGCCGCAGCAGGGGACGGGGGUGGUGCGCGUCGACAAGGCGUCGCCCGCGUCCAGCUUCCGCCAGCUCGACGACGCCUUCCUGCAGAAACAAACAAAAAUCUGGCUUGGCGAAGUUCUCCAUGUCAGGUUUGAUGAAGACAUUUUGGUAGCAGACCUUCUAGGUGACGGGGAAUUGCUAUUUCAAGUUUCCAAAGUGAUAUGGAAGAGGCUACUCAGAAAGAACAAAGAACAACUCAAGCAAUCAAAAGUAUAUAUUUAUGAGAGACCAUCUUUUGGUAAAAGCAACGGGAAAUAUACGCCCUAUCCAAAAGUAGACUCGUUUCUAAAGGUAUGCCAAACCCUUGGAUUAGCUGGAAUUGAUUUGUUUACCCCUUCUGAUGUGGUCGAGAAAAGAAAUGUUCGAAAAGUCUGCAUGUGCAUACGCUCACUCUCUAAAAAGGCCGGGAUGAUGCAGCUAAACGUGCCUGAUUUUGAUGUUGUUACCCACACAAUAGCCAUGCCCAACUAUAUUGUUGGAGGCAUCCGCAGAAGUCUGGAGCAGCCACAAUGCAGUUCAUCUUGUUCGAGUGGGCACAGUCCGCGUGCCAUUUCUAAAAGCAUAUUUGAAGGACAGAGUGAUGAGCAAAGCGACCGACAUUAUGACUCUGAUGAAGCAGAGAGCAGUCUCUUUGUGCUAGGGCCUCAGGAUUCUCUUGAUGACGACAAACUUUCUGAGCUUUUGCAGUUGGGUGAUGCCCCCAAGGAAGAAAGAGAAGGCUAUGGAGACAGUGGUCAUGAAAUGCCCAAAGAGAAGUCGCUAGCUGAAUCAGCGGGAUCACUUGAUGCUGGUGUUAUGGGUGCUGAUACUACGAAUUCAACUCCUUUUCAUGAGAACCUACUCUCACCAACAGAUCGGUGUUCAACAACUAGAAGAAAUAAAUGUUCACUAAGUUCAGAAGAGUCAGACUCCAUAAACAGUUAUUUAGCGUGCGACAGUAGCAAGAAUGAUGUGGGCGGUCCUCCUGUCGAAGUGUCUGAAAGGAUUCAUGAUGGACACGUCGAACCUUCACAUGAUUCUGUUCAGGGAAAUGGGAAAAUAUUCACUGAUCAUCCAGAAAAAGACGAUAGCGCAAGGACUAAGGAUCACAUGGAUGCUUGCAAAUCCGACGAACUGGAUAAAACUGAAAACAACAGAAAUGCUCAGGGGACCGGGAACAAUGCUCCCAAAUCAGGGAAAGGAGUGCUGAAGUCAGUUGCUGGAGGGAUCACGCUCAUCGGCGCGGUGUUCUUCGUAGCUCAUCUCAGGAGGAGCAAGGGGAUAAGCUUUACAACAAUUUUGCCUUCACUUUCUGAAAAAUCAAUUCAGAGCGACUCAAGGGCGAAGAAUGUAGACAACGGAAAGACAACCGAGGUGUAUCCAGGCGGAUGGCUCAAGGUUUGACAGGAGGGACAUGCCGAAUAAUCGGGCGCAAUUUGAAAGGUUAUGUCUGAUGUAAAUUCAUAUCUACCGUACUGAAGGAGCGAUAUAUACCAGCAGUAUCGUAAUUUGGUUAUAGAGCUGUGUCAAGUGACCUAAAGUUAAAUGUGUUAUAUAUUACCGUUCUUUCCAUGUAAAGAAUUGUAUAGCUUAUUUAUCACUGUUCAUAAUUCAGAGCAACUUUCUACUA
This is a messenger RNA of Triticum aestivum (bread wheat), 4231 nucleotides long. RefSeq names its product mitogen-activated protein kinase kinase kinase 1b. Bases 151 to 4005 code for a protein of 1284 amino acids. Lineage: Eukaryota; Viridiplantae; Streptophyta; Magnoliopsida; Poales; Poaceae. The transcript has 17 exons. The record is from RefSeq and is a predicted model, not a curated record. Gene Ontology annotation, biological process: protein phosphorylation; MAPK cascade. Gene Ontology annotation, molecular function: ATP binding; MAP kinase kinase kinase activity. Gene Ontology annotation, cellular component: cytoplasm.